This is a messenger RNA of Strongylocentrotus purpuratus (purple sea urchin), 3360 nucleotides long. Its product is annotated as alpha-N-acetylgalactosaminide alpha-2,6-sialyltransferase 2-like. The record is from RefSeq and is a predicted model, not a curated record. The transcript is spliced from 8 exons. Gene Ontology annotation, molecular function: sialyltransferase activity. Lineage: Eukaryota; Metazoa; Echinodermata; Echinoidea; Camarodonta; Strongylocentrotidae. Bases 2107 to 3258 code for a protein of 383 amino acids.
CCCCUUGAAAAAAUCCUUGAAAUUUUUUUGUACUGAGUGAGUUGGGGCGCGUCACAGCUGCUCCAAGUCUCUCCUCAAUUAAGUUGGAUCUGAGUUCAUUUACAAUAUUCAUUUUUAUACUAGUUUGUUUGUAAUAUGCCACUGAUCACACAGGAAAAUUGUAUCUUUGGAUAAUUUGUAUGUAUUUAUGUGAUUGAGAUUUGCCUGUCAUCAGUUUGUAAGUAGGCCUACAUGUAGUAGCCAUAUUGUACAACACAUGUGUAAGUCAAUGUUCUCAUUCUAUUCAUCAUGUUUAGUGAAGUGUACUCAUUCAGUUGUAACCGCUCAUUCUGUGAAAGAAUCCUGGAUCUAUUGAGUACUUAACAAUAGAUUACGUAAGUCAUUCACAAUGGCUCUCAUUCACAAAGUCUCUUAUGCUAAGAGCUGUGCUCUUGCUGUCUUGGUGCUGAUAUGUUGUAGUAUCUAUUGCACUAGUUCUGGUAGCAAUAAACUUGGUAUCAAUACUCAUUUAGUCACAAACUUUUCUCCUAAAGUGUGUUUAAAUUCUCAACUCCAUGUGAAAUAUGUUGGUAAAAGAAUAUCAUAUUACCCAACUCCUACUUGUGCCUCUACAUUUCAAUUAAGUUUUGUUCAGUGUGGGGACAUACACCCCAAUCCAGGUCCCUCCUCAAAUAGUGAGAAUCCCAAUACUAAUACCAGUAUUGUAGAUAGAAUAUCUAUGUCUACCAGUAAAAUUAAGUAUGACAUUCAUACCGACUAUACAACUUGAACUCUAAGCAAUUCAAAAUAUCUUCAUCAGUCUGGUCAACCUUAAACCAAAUAGGCAUCUGUAGAGGUCGCACCAGGCGAUGUCGAAAAGGUGGAAGGUGCCAACGUCGUCUGCAGCUACGGGAAACUGCGGAAGAUCCGGUGACAUUCGCCCUAUGGAACGCCCGAUCGCUGAAAAAUAAAACACACAUAUUCUGUGACCUUAUGCUUAAUUAUAAAAUAGACAUCGCAGCCGUGACCGAGAUAUGGUUCACGGGCGAUGAUCGUGACAACAUUCCCCUAGCUCAAAUAUCCUCCACCCUUAAAAAUUAUGAUUUACAUCAGAUGCCCAGGGUGGGUCGUGUUGGAGGUGGUGUGGCUGUAUGCAUAAAACAGUCCUUUAAUACAAAGAGGUUUGAAUCGGCCAACAUCUUCAAAUCAUUUGAAUGUAUUGAUGUACUUGUCACCUCGCAUGGACAAGUUCCAACUCGUCUUUUGGUCUUAUAUAGGCCACAACGAACAGCUUCAGGUCAGUCAACAGAGCACCUUUUUCUACAGCUCAUGGAGCAGCUGGUAUCUUCAUCACAUCAGUUAAUGAUCGUCGGUGACUUCAACUAUCACAUGGACUCUGCUACAGACUCCAACUCCGUCAGCUUUCUGAAUGUUAUCUCAUCUCUUAAUCUUCAGCAACAUGUCCAAUUUCCAACACAUACAAGUGGACACACAUUAGAUUUGGUUCUUACACGAGCAAAUGACAAUUUCAUCAGUAACGUAUCAUCAACGAGUUAUCUUCCAUCUGACCAUGUAGCUGUCAUAUGCUCCAUGAAUAUUCGUAAACCUAAGCCCAUUAAGGUGAAGAUUAGAACUAGGAAAAUACAACAAAUUAACAUUGAGGCAUUUCGUCAAGACAUUCUUUUGUCUGAACUAUACUCAUUUUCUUCCGACAACGUUAACGAACAGGUAGACCAGUUUGAGUAUUCGCUUUCCUCUCUCCUUGACAAGCACACCCCUGAAGUUACGCGCAUCAUCACAAGUCGACCUGAAUCUCCAUGGUAUUGUGAUGAUCUCCGUCAGCUCAAGCGGGAACUCCGAGCGCUAGAACGAAAAGCUUUUCCGAAUGGAUUGGAAAUUGAUCGUGAGAAUUUCCGAAAAGCAUCCCAUCAUUACAGUAACCAGCUGGGAUCUGCAAGGAGUAAGCAUCACCGUGAUCAGCUUAGAGAAUGUACCCCGCGUGAACUUUUUAAGAAGGUUGAACAGUUGACGCGGCCUACCACUUCUCUAUCUAUUCCAACCACUGAUGGCACUGGUGGAUCAUUUGAAAGUGACAUUUGUUCAAUCUGAAGUGGAGGGGCUGAUGCGAUGAAUUUCCAAAACCCUGAAUCGUUUUUUAAACUGGUCCUAAUUGGGGCUAUAAUGGGUACUCUGGUAUACAUCGCUAAUAUGGAUAACGUAUCAUACACAAAAUACAGAUUUGCUGAAUCACACAUAGUCUACGUAGAAAAUGAACUUUCAUUUCUCAGAAAAGAACAUCAAUAUAAUCAUACAACAAGACCGAGGCAUCCUCGUCCAUUUAUCACAAUUGCUCCAAAUAAUUCAGAACUGUCCUUCAGGAUAGAUCAAAAGUUUACUUUGUCUUCGUGUCCGUAUUCAUUGCAUGCCAAACUACAGGAGUCGCACUGGGCUUCCCAGUACUAUCGACCUGGAGUAAAGAUGAUCAUGACAAAUGGCAAUAUUAACCAGGAAGAAUAUCGACGCUUGAAUAAAUACGAUAUGCCGUUCGGAUUUUUUUAUAGAAAAAAGCUAACAUUUCAAGAGCUCUCCAAAACAUUGAAACUAUUUUCGGAGGACGAAUCCGUUCUAGAUUUCGGGAAUCAUCAGAGACCUCGAUGCCUGAGCUGUGCGGUCGUGGGAAACGGGGGAAUACUGAAAGGAUCUGGCAUGGGCAAGGAAAUAGACAACCACAGCAUGGUGUUCAGAGUUAACAAUUGUCUCAGGAGAGGCUUUGAAAACGAUGUUGGUAAUCGGACAACGCACUAUGUAUUCAUGGACAGAUCCCUCAGCCAUACGCAACAGGCUGAUAUACCAAGAGAUAAGGGUAUCAAGUGGGUCUUCCUGCCUUGUAGAUUAGACGACUAUCACUACAUCUCAGAGGUCGCCAAGGGAACUAACCCUAAACAGAAGCUGAAAGCUCAAGCUGCUGACAUCAGACUAAUGCACCCAGACUUUAUCAGAUAUGUUCACAAAGUCUGGAUGCAGACCAGGUCCUUUCGUCCGAGUACUGGUUUCGUGAUGUUCAUGACGGCUCUCCAAUCUGGAUGUGAUUCUGUCAGUGUGUACGGCAUGGGAUUUAACAAGAAGUACUCGGGAUACUAUUACGAUAAAAAGUUCUAUACCUACGAGAAUACGUCAAAGAGCCAUGAUUUUUUAAGAGAGGUGAAAAUCCUGAAGGAAUUGGACAAAGCUGGUAUUAUAAAGUGGUACAAAAGAGAUGUCCCUGAAUUUCUCUCGUAGCCAUUUACUAUGAACAUGACGGACAAAGAAAGAGUACCAAAUAUACAGUUCCUCAGGUAGACAAAGGAACAUCCCUUCCCUGCUAUUAUGUAAAAAUGUGUA